This is a messenger RNA of Exaiptasia diaphana, 2462 nucleotides long. RefSeq lists its product as uncharacterized. The transcript is spliced from 7 exons. Bases 163 to 1665 code for a protein of 500 amino acids. The record is from RefSeq and is a predicted model, not a curated record. NCBI's taxonomy places the organism in Eukaryota, Metazoa, Cnidaria, Anthozoa, Actiniaria, Aiptasiidae.
GUUUAUUGGGUGUGUUGUGGUUGUUUCCGAUAAAAACUACGUGUUCUCAAAAGCCAUAUUUGCGUCACAAACACUCAUGACUCAACGUCUAACCUUGGGAGAAAGAGAUCACUAUUCAMWUCAGGAGAGAAGCAGCCUUUCAAUAUAUCAGGAAGACAUAAAAUGGCKUCAAGAUCAUCAUGCUCAUUUCUGUUCGCUCAAAACUUCSUAACUUUUGGAUUCCUGUUGAUAAAUGUUGGAUUUUCGGAUCAAAGUAUAUUAAGCAUAAAUCGAAGAGCUAAUGGGGACACAAUUCAAGUUCAAACGGCUGUGUUUUGUGGGAAUUAUUUAUGCGAGAAGUAUAACGCUGAUUUGACAACAUCAGGRUUGGGAAGUUCUUGUAUGUGUAAAUGCAGAGGGACAAUUUUGCAACCGACUACGACUUUUUAUGACAAAGUUUCAAAAUGUAUGAAAAACAGUGCCAUUACUAAAGACAAUACCUGUACUAUGAAAGAAAAAGAUGGCUUAUCGACUUCAAGUUUAUUACUUUUAGACUCAAAUAUGACAAAACCAAAAAAGAUACAACUUGAYAAUAAUGAUACUAAGCAGGAACUGAAAAAUGCACAGAGUAUUAAACUAUCAUGGUCAUACUACAAAAGUAAAGCAUGGAUUCCUGGAAAACAAACCAUUUUUACUGUAACUUCAAAAACUGAAAAGGGUAUAUUGGGAUUACCUACAAGUGGGCAGAAAAUCUGGUUUCUUCAGGUAUCCAACAAUCUUCCUAAAACUAUCAGUGGUUUAUUAGUCAAAGUGUCACUACGAUAUGUGUUUAAAGAUGGGUUCAAUGCUUAUCAUUGCAUUAUGUUCAAAGUUCUUGGAAGACACAAUGUUAUUCCAACCACUAGUCCUCCAACAGCAACUGCAAUCCCUAYAACUACUUCAAUAGUAUCAAGUACAACUGUACCAGGAACUACAAAAACACAAACUGAUAAUGCUUCGCAUUCAACUUUGAUAACAACAGAAGCUUCAACAACAAAACAAACUACAACAAUCCCUAAAAAGCCUKCAAAUGAUGCAUCUAAGGAUGAUAACCAGCGACAGUUGUUAAUUGCUUUUGCAACUGGAGGAGUUGCUCUGUCAAUUGCAGUGCUUCUAGUUUGUUUGGGAGUCUUCAUGUAUUUUCGCAGGAAACGGAAGCACAAAGCRAAAAAGGCCACCAAAUCUAAAUCUUCUUCAAGACCUCCUGCACCUUUGCCACCAACAAGCCCACCACAUAACUAUGAAUAUGUUGUGUACCCAGCAUUAACUGAUAAUUUGCCUACAGCAAGCUCGAUAGCAGAUAAUGCCUCAUAUGGCCGAGGACCAGACAAUGAGCUUAUCAUCAGGACACCAGCCAUAAGCGUGGAAUCUCUAGGAUCAAGACACACUAACAAUAGUUUAAGGUCCAACAACUCCACUGGCUCGGCAGCAUUAAUGGCACACGAUUAUACACAUCUCCAAGACAAAGGCAAUGACGARAGYAACAGUAUUUAUCAGCCCCUUAUAAGGCCACAUACRCCAUGYGAUGAUAAUGACAAUGAAAAGCGAUGCACUUUGCAGGAUGAAGAAAGUAAAGAAUACAUUGAGCCUCGUAAUAAUGAGAUUCCAGAAUAUAUGGAACUUGAGCCAUUAGAAACUGAAAUUUGACUUAUUGCAUACAUGGUAUAAAUGCACAUAGUACCAGUGAUAGCCAGUAAAGUCUAAAGAUGAAGAUCUUACAGAUGGUUAAUUAUUGAUGAAAUCCUAUGUAUCUAGCCAUAGAAAAUAUGCACACAUGACCAGUGACAGCAAAUGAAGGCAAAGGAUGUACAUAAACCUUAGAUUUGAUGAUGAUUAUAGCAUAGUCUGUUGGUACACUGUAAUGCUUCUACACCCAGAAGAUAUGCAUACAAAGUCAGUGACAGCAAAUGAAGUCAAAGGAUGAAGAUUAUUUUAGCAGAGUCUGUUUACGUGCAAUGACUGUAGAAACAGUAGAUAUGCUCAUAAUGGCAGAGACAGCAAAUGAUGGGAAAGGAUAUAACUUUCAUCUUAGUGCCUAUUGAUGCAUGUACACUAAAUAUCCUCAAAUCAGCUGAAAAGGUUGUACACAAGGUUUACAUGUAGUGCAUAGUGUACAUAGAUGAAGGUGAAUGAAGGCUUCAGAUGAUAGGAAUAUAUGGAAGUAGCACUACUCUCUAAAUCAGUGCAAGUAUAUAUGAACUAAUAUUUAUAGACCAUGGACGCUCAAUUGCUGCUUAGUUUGUACAAAGUUUUUCAAAGAUAGUUAUUUAUAUCGGCCGUGGUGUUAGUAAUGUACAUAAAUUGUUUUAUUUUUUUUUAGUGAAGGAUUAUAAUUUAUUAUUUGCACAGUUGUAGUGUGUUAUAUCAAAAAUGAGAAGAUAGAAAAUCCUGAGUUUCAUAUAUUUAAAAUAUAUGCCUUAAUAAAAGAGAUAUGUUAGCACUAA